AUGUCCAAAAGAAACAUUUUCGAGAAACAAGAUAGUAAUUUAUCAAGAAGAUCUUUAAUAAAAUAAAAUACAAAUAGAAAUUUAACAGGCUAGAAAACUUUAUUUUCUAAAUUUUCUUCUACUCUUUUCAAACAAUAAGAAGCCAAAUAAGAAGAAGGUUAUUUUAAAAAUCUUACUUUUAGAGAUUCAAUUCUUAAUUAAAGAGAAGUAGUAAUGCAUUCGUGUUUUAAUCUAUUUGCUUUAGAAUUAUGAUGGAAUGGAAUAAUUUUUGAAAAAAUAAUCUGUCAUCGGUCCAUUAAAUUCAUAUGAUCCCAUAACAUAAAUUUACUAAGAUAUAAGUCCAAUUAGAACGUAUAUUUAUUUAUUUAUUAAAGAGAAUUGAUCUAUUAUUUUUAGAUAAUCUCUGUACGAGAUUUUCAUGAUUUUUAUGUUGAUUUUUACGCUACUUUUGAUAAGAAUAAAAAUUUUUCACUUGAACCAUUUGAAUUUAAAUAACUACUUGAGGUUGCUAUUAAUAAAUGUGUCGGUUCUAAAAAAUUUAAGGUUGUUACUGAUCUUUUUUUAGAGGAUCGUUCAUCAUAUGACAACUAAUUAAAUGAUAAAAUUUUUGAAGAGAUAAUUGAUUUUUUUAGAGACUCAGAUAAGGAAUCAAAAAUAGAUUAUUUAUUAGUAUUUCCCUAUAUUCUAAGUUUUUUUUUAGAAUACACUUACUAAGAAAUAAAAUAUCGAUAAGGAAGAUUAGAUUUAAUGAGAGGAACAGAAAUAAUAAAAGGAAAGGAGGUAGAGAUAAAAAACAUAACAAGUUUAGUUACAAUACUUAAGGAGAUGGGAAUAGAUUAUCUUAGAGAUAAAAGAACUACAUGUUUGACAUAUAGGGAUGUUGAAAACGUUUUAAUUAAAUUAAAAAAUAUAUAGAAAUGGAUAACAUUUGAUAUUAUCAAAUAGAUUAUAAAUUAAUUAGCAAAAUUAAUGUCAGUAGAUCCUAAAACUUAAAAUGAAGGGUAACCAUUAAAACUACAUAAAAUAAUUAAUUUUUUAGCAUUAAAAUUGUGUAUACAUUAAAAUUGUCUACACAUAAGUAGACAAGAUAAGGAGAAAUAGAAACCACCUUCAGCAUAUUUAGAAGUAUUAGUUUUAUGGAAUGCUGCUAUGUAUGGAUAAAUUAUGAAAUAAACUAAUUUAGAGUCAUAAUUUUAAAGAUUUCUAGAUAAACAUUAUUCAAAUAAUUAAAGUUUUAGUAGAGUUGAAACUCUUAAAUUAUUGGAAUAAUUUUUUAAAAAGAAAUUUCAAUUAAUGCCUAAAGAUUUAAUUAAGAUGAUUUUAGAGCAACAUUCUUCUUUUUAAACUAAAUAAGUUAUUUAACCUCCAAUAUAAAAAGAAAGUUUACAAAAAGAACUUUUUUAAAUGAUGUGUAGAGAUGGAUAUAGAAAAUUGUAAGAAUAUAUUAGAAUAAGUUAUGAAGGAGUAUCUAAGACUUCGAAUAAUGAUAAAUUAGAAUAAUAUAAAGGGUAAGGGAAAAAUUUUAAUGAUGAUCAUUAAAUUAAUUCUCCAAUAUCAAGUGAUAGGUAGUUAAAAACAAAAUAAAUUGUAAAUCCUAAAAAGAUUAAUUAAUAAAUAUAAUAAUAAAAAAGUCAAGAUUCUAAUUCAGAGAGUGAAGUAGAAUAAGAAAAAAAACCAAUAAAUAGAUUAAAAAAAGUAGUUAAAGUUAUAAGUUCAGAAUAAGCUUUUGCCUCAGGAGCUGAAUAAAAAAAAGAUGUAUUAAAAGCAUGUUUAAUAAUGGAUAGUUUUUUGAAAAGACAAAGUUAAAUGUAUUAAAAAAUGCAAUAGAGCAAAAUACAAAAUUAAAGUUGUGAAACUCCUUUAAAAGAAGAAAGAUAAAAUGAAAUUAAAUUAUUUGAUCAAGAAACUUAAUAAAAUAUAGGAAAAAAGAAUUAAGAUGAGGAUAAUAUUAAAAUAAAAAAAAAUAAUAAAGUUAAAGAGAAAGAAAAUAAAUAAGAUAAAUAAUAAUUUGAGAACACAAAUGAUGAUUAAAGAGAGGAAUAAAAUUAAGAAGAGAAGCAUAAGAAACCUAAAUUAAAUUAAGUUCGUCCAAUGAUAAUAUUGAAAGAUAUUAGAAAACCAUCAUAAUCAUAAUCUGGAGAUAUAUUUUCAGUAGCUGGAAAAGCAGAUAAAAAUGUAGGUCCUUCUAAUUUUAAGAAUGCAUAUUAUGGACAUUUGAAUACAUAGUAGGAUGCUUCAAAAAUAAUGAAUUGGAGUACUUCCACAAAAAGUUAAAUAUUUUAAUUAACAGAUGAGGUAAUAAAUAUUUAUUUAAUUAAUAGGACUUUAAGGAUGAUUAGGGAAAGUUUCAAGUUGUUAUUGAUGAUGUUUAAUUAUAAACAUAAAUUUAGAUAUAACAAAAUUAAGCAAAAACUAAAAGACCUAAGGAUAGAUCAACUUGUUAUUAUUGCACUAUCUAAUGA
Molecule: messenger RNA, 2462 nt
Organism: Paramecium sonneborni
Lineage: Eukaryota; Ciliophora; Oligohymenophorea; Peniculida; Parameciidae
Source: the annotation of a GenBank genome assembly